CCUCCACCGGCUCCUAUUCCCCCGCCGGCUCCCCCGUCUCCUGCUCCUCCGCCGGCUCCUGCUCCCCCACCGGCCGUCAACCCUCCGCCGGCUCCCCCGUCUCCUAUUCCUCUGCCGGCUCCUGUUCCUCCACCGGCUCCCCUGUCUCCUAUUCCUCCGCCGGCUCCCCCGGCUCCUACUCCUCCGCCGGCUCUCCCGCCGGCUCCGGACCCUCCGCCGGCUCCCCCGGCUCCUGCUCCCCCGCCGGCUCCUAUUCCCCCGCCGGCUCCCCCGUCUCCUGCUCCUCCACCGGCUCCUACUCCUCCGCCGGCUCUUCCGCCGGCUCCUGACCCUCCGCCGGUUUCCCCAUCUCCUGCUCUUCCGCCGGCUCUUCCGCCGGCUCCGGACCCUCCGCCACCUCCCCCGGCUCCUGCUCCUCCGCCGGCUCCUAUUCCCCCGCCGGCUCCCCCGUCUCCUGCUCCUCCGCCGGCUCCUGCUCCUCCACCGGCUCCUAUUCCCCCGCCGGCUCCCCCGUCUCCUGCUCCUCCGCCGGCUCCUGCUCCCCCGCCGGCCGUCAACCCUCCGCCGGCUCCCCCGUCUCCUAUUCCUCUGCCGGCUCCUGUUCCUCCACCGGCUCCCCUGUCUCCUAUUCCCCCGCCGGCUCCCCCGUCUCCUGCUCCUCCACCGGCUCCUACUCCUCCGCCGGCUCUUCCGCCGGCUCCUGACCCUCCGCCGGUUUCCCCAUCUCCUGCUCUUCCGCCGGCUCUUCCGCCGGCUCCGGACCCUCCGCCACCUCCCCCGGCUCCUGCUCCUCCGCCGGCUCCUAUUCCCCCGCCGGCUCCCCCGUCUCCUGCUCCUCCGCCGGCUCCUGCUCCUCCGCCGGCUCCUAUUCCCCCGCCGGCUCCCCCGUCUCCUGCUCCUCCCCCGUCUCCUGCUCCUCCGCCGGCUCCUGCUCCCCCGCCGGCCGUCAACCCUCCGCCGGCUCCCCCGUCUCCUAUUCCUCUGCCGGCUCCUGUUCCUCCACCGGCUCCCCUGUCUCCUAUUCCUCCGCCGGCUCCCCCGGCUCCUACUCCUCCGCCGGCUCUCCCGCCGGCUCCGGACCCUCCGCCGGCUCCCCCGGCUCCUGCUCCUCCGCCGGCUCCUAUUCCCCCGCCGGCUCCCCCGUCUCCUGCUCCUCCACCGGCUCCUACUCCUCCGCCGGCUCUUCCGCCGACAUCCAAACUGUCCCAGCAGAUGCCUCUUUAUACAACGUAA
Molecule: messenger RNA, 1233 nt
Organism: Esox lucius (northern pike)
Lineage: Eukaryota; Metazoa; Chordata; Actinopteri; Esociformes; Esocidae
Product: vegetative cell wall protein gp1-like
Exons: 2
Source: RefSeq, a predicted model, not a curated record